GCGCUGUGUGGAAUGGGCGUGGUUAAUCACAAUCGGCGCGUUUGAUUGGUCGAUGUCAGGAUUCCAUCGCUGUGCUUUAGCUGAAGCAUGAAGCUCGGCGGGGUUUAGGACCCUGCUUCGCUGCAGCGGCUCGCCUGCAGUCACUGCGCCAGGAAUCAAACCCUCCAAAAUAAUAUAUCUCUGCAAAUCCAUUGACUGCAAGAAGAGCAGCAGACAAACCUGCCGUCUAGUUUACCUCUCAGUCACAUCACGCUUCGACUCAGUUCCGAUGAUUAAUUGGUGUUAGUGCGUCUCGUCUAGCGCACACUGAGGUCAGUAAGUCAUAUAUGAUGCACAUGCGAAAGAACUGAAGCACUGACGCGAUUAUUUCUCACCGCGAUCAUUUAAAGCUGCAGAGAUGUCAGUCGCGUCUGUCCAGUGCAUGAUGUUUGUUCUCCUGGUUCUGGUGUGUGCCGAGGUUCUGAGAGCUGGUCCAGUUCUGGAUGUUCACGUAGGCUUUAAGGAACACGAUGAGGUCUCGAGGGAUCGCAGGCCUGGCUUCAUGGAGAGUUCUCAGGAGAGCUCUGGGUUCUUCAGCGAAGACAGCGAGGAUGGCAAGAGCACUCAAAUCAAGACCAAAGACAGCGGUAUUGACCUAAGUGCCGUGAAUGAGCGCUGUCUGAUGCCCAAGAAGAUGGGACCUUGUCGUGGGGCGAUCCCUCGCUGGCACUUUAACCCCAUCACUAAAAAGUGUGAAAACUUCAUAUUUGGGGGCUGCAGAGAGAAUCGCAAUAACUUCGUGUCACUGGAGGAGUGUGCCAAAGCUUGCCACACAGUCUCUGAAUACAGCCAUUCAUCCCCAGAACCACCAUCUUCACCACUUUCUCUGAGCCAAAAGCCCAUUGUGACGAACCUCUCUUCCUCAUUGCUCAACCCUACGACUGAGUCUGUGGACCCGGAGAGGUGGGAGCGUGAUUCAGAAUCGAGUGGCUUCUCACUGCACCCCUCCCCGGAGCCGGCAAUCGCUGGUGCUGAAGGCCACGCCCACUCCACUGCCACGCCCCGCCUCGUUGGACUCGCAAGUCAGAACCAGCCAGAGGCCACAGCUGUGCCUGACAGGCGUCUGACGUCCAACGACCCGUUUGAUGACGAGAGGGGCCGUGAGGUAACACAAGCGCCCACGGCUCCUGAAAUCGGCCCCCUGCCCAGCCGGGAGCCCCUGCAGCCUGACAAACCACACCAGGAUGAUUCUGAGGAAGAGGAGGAUGAGGAAGAGUUGGCAGUUUUCCCCACCGCACUCGAUGAGGAGGAAGAGGACAAAUGGCGGUACCUCACGCCGCUCACAACCAGACCCUCAUCCUCCCCCACUUCAGACCUGCCACCCGUGGUCUUCACCGAAACCUCCUGGCAGGGGGCGCUGCUCACCACAACGGAGGAUGAGGAGGGGGCGGAGCUUCGUCACGGCGGCACCGAAUAUCUCGCCGAAACGGAGCUUCAUGACUCAGAGCUGUCCCAGGAGGCCGAGCAGGUUAUUUGCGUCGACUGGAGCAAUCUCGCAGGAAAGGGCUACGUUAUACUCAACAUGACAGAAAACGUUGAUUGUGAUGAGUUUCGUAUGGAGAGCGGCGACACACUCCUGGAGAUGCUGGAAAACACUUUCUCCAGAAAGAUGAACAUCCCACAAGGCUCUUGGCUCAUUUUCCUCAGCAAACCCACACAGCAGGACCACCAGCUCCUGAUGGCCUUAGCCAGCGAGCAGGAAAUCAUCCCUCCAAAAGACGUCCUGUCAAUGCUGGGGGAAAUCAGAAGAGGUCUAUACGAGAUCGGAAUUCAGAAUUAUUCGACCGUGAGCACGUGCCACUCGAGGCCCAGUCAGACCCGUAGCGACUACGGGAAGCUGUUUGUGGUUCUAGUGAUCAUCGGAUCGGUUUGCGUGCUCAUUAUUGCUUCUGGAAUCAUCUAUAUCUGCUGGCAGCGUCGUUUACCCAAACUAAAAAACAUGUCGAGAGGCGAAGAACUGAACUUUGUGGAGAACGGUUGCCAUGACAACCCCACACUGGACGUAACCAGCGACAGCCAAUCAGAGAUGCAGGAGAAGAAACACAGCGCCAAUGGCGUGGCGGCGGGCGGAGACGCGGGAAGCGGUUGGCAGGUGCUCGUCAAAAAACCCGGAAAAAACAAGAAACAAAAAAAAGAAAAACACACACACCUAAAAUCGCGAAAAAAACAAUCAGAAAAAACGGCAUGGUAGAACAAGUAUCGCAUUACAGACUAUGAAGGCACAAAAUAUUUUCAAGCUUUUUCAAAACAUCUGCUCUAUAAAAUGUGACGUCUUUUGGCUUGGUAUGAUGUUUUUCUUUAUCUGCAUUACUAAAUUCAGACGGACUAAAAAGCGACUUGUGUGAUAUGGGACAAUUUUUCAGUGCAGAAUUUAUUUAAAUCGAAUGUGUCAAACAAUCAGUGAGGCAUUUUAUAAUUUAAAAUUAGUUACAAAUUUCUUAUAAAAUAGUUUUUUGCACUGUUGAAGCAAUAGUUGUAAUCCACAAACGUGAAAUAUGUCGUUUAACUCGCACACGUCAUUCCAAAUUUAUGCACUUACUUUUUCUGUGGAUCGAAAAAAAAAGAAAAAAAAAACGAGAAUUUUGAAGGAUCUUGACAAGAUUUCGUUUCAAAAAAAACGA
Messenger RNA from Cyprinus carpio (common carp), 2660 nucleotides. RefSeq lists its product as uncharacterized. The record is from RefSeq and is a predicted model, not a curated record. Lineage: Eukaryota; Metazoa; Chordata; Actinopteri; Cypriniformes; Cyprinidae. Gene Ontology annotation, molecular function: serine-type endopeptidase inhibitor activity.